GUUGUUAGAGGCUGUGAAGAAUUUCCGGAAGAAAGAGAUGUUGGCUCAUGAAGAAGCUGCUGAAGUAGAAGAAAGUUCCACUAUGGCACCUGUUGGUCGCAAUAACGAGUUUAAGGAGCUGCCCCCUGGGCCCCUGUACCCCUGUGAAGCUGCCACAGCCCCUGAGAACAAGGAUAAGAACCGAUACAAGAAGGUUUUGCCGUAUGACAAUAGCCGCGUGGUUUUACCUGCAAGUCCCUCGGGGUCUGACUACAUCAACGCUUCCUACAUAAACGGAUACAAGUAUCCAAAGUACUUUAUAGCUACCCAAGGCCCAUUACCUGACACUCUGGAUGAUUUCUGGCGCAUGGUGUGGGAGGAGAACAGUCCGGUUAUUGUCAUGCUGACGAGUCUGGAAGAGCAAAACAAGGUAAAAUGUGAGCGUUACUGGCCAGAAGUAAGCGAGACCUACCGUGAUAUCACUGUGACGUUGAACGGAAUAGCCCAGACUGGCGCCAUAAUCUCCCGCAGCUUCAUCCUUAUGAAGACUGGGACAUCUGUUCAGAAGACAGUGGAACAACUUCAUUACCUGCAUUGGCCGGAUCAUGGGGUGCCCAAAACAUCCAAUGGCCUCUUGCUGCUGCUGGAACAGAUGAACCAGUUUAAGGUGCCGGGCUCCGGACCAGUUAUUGUGCACUGCAGUGCUGGGAUUGGUCGAACAGGAACAUUUAUAGCCCUGGACAUUCUCCUAAAGAUGGCAGAUUCUGUAAAGAAGGUUAAUGUGUAUGACUGUGUUCUCCAGUUACGGAAGAAACGCGUGAACAUGGUGCAGAACAAGGAGCAGUAUGUUUUCCUGUAUGACAUCCUACUGGAAACUUUAGUUUGUGGAAUGACCAGUGUCCAUGUGCCGGACAUACAGACGCAUAUUAAGCACCUGGCUAUAAAGGACCAUUCAUCACACAGCGAUGGUUAUACGGAAGAAUUCAAGAACGUGGAGAAACUAGAAGGAUUGUUCAGUAUCUACUCAUGUAAAGAGGGACAGAAACCUGAAAACCAAUUCAAGAACCGGAACAUAAUGAUUCUUCCAGAUGACCGCUGCCGUCCCAUCUUGAUGUCUAUGAUGGACUCACAGGGCAGCCCCGGAUAUAUCAACGCUGUGUUUGUAAAUUCCAACUGCCGGCAGGACAUAUUUAUUGUCACACAGAUGCCUUUGAAGGACACUUUGGCAGAUUUCUGGUCCCUGAUCUGGGAUUACAAAUGUACUUCUGUAGUGAUGAUGCACGGAGAACAGGACCUAGCAAAGAUUGGUCCCAAGUUUUGGCCAGAAAAAGGAGAAACUCGUUAUCAAUGGUUUUCUGUUAAGAAAAUCUCAAAGGUAAAAGACGCUGGUUACACCAGAACAACACUGCAAUUAAAGAACACGAAGGAGUCACUUCAGAGCAGUCUACAGGUGACGUUACUGACAUUGAACUGCUGGCCCAAUGAAUGUCCUGUCCCCAAGAACCCUACAGCUUUAAUCAGUCUGAUCGGUGAAACUGAAAAUUGUCAGCAGCAGGCGUCAGAGAACCACAUACUGGUCACAUGCAGUGACGGUGCGAGCCGGUCUGGGCUGUUCUGUGCUGGCAGCAUCAUAUGUGACCAGAUACGCAGUGAUGGCUAUUUAGAUGUAUCACAGGCUGUAAGGAACCUCAAGAAAAGACGCAACAAACUAAUUCCAAAUACAGAGCAGUACUCAUUCUGCUAUACGCUCGCUCACAGCUAUCUGGAUUCAUUUGAAACCUACGGAAACUUUAAAUAACGUCAGAGUCCGGCGCAGUAACAAUGUAUGUUGUAUUGUUUCUUCACAAAACCAGCGGUGAUGGACAUCGGCAUCUGUGUAAAGGGGAUAAAUAAAUCUGUCUCUUCUGUCCCUGCCUGUGUCUUACAAAUACUGCAGCCAUAGGCAUGCUGCAUCACUUUCAAGUGUUUAAACAUUUGGGUAUUAUGGCCCUUGAAGUUAAAAAAACAAAACAACGUAAAAGUAAAAAUAAGUUGUUGUUUUUUGGAUAUAUUGGGGCUUAUUUAUCAACACUGGGGACUGUAAGUGAAAAUUAUAUUGAUAGUUUGAAGCGUAUAAAUAAUUUUUCUCCAGUUUUAUUGGCAAUGUGUGUAGUGUGUGUAAAAGGGAUAUAAUACCCAUAGGCAAAUCACUUGAAAAUGAUGCUGUAUAAAGCUGACAGGAAAAUAUCACCUGAAAAUCUCUAUGUAAAAAAGGAAAAUAUUUUACCUCAAAAUGUGUUUAGCUCAUAGAGUAAGUGUUGUGUGAACAGUAAUACAUCAGCUGCUGACCAGCUGUAAGUUGAAAAAAAAUAGCCAAUCAGCAUUAGCAGUGCUGAAGUCAUGUUUUGCAUUGCUGUGAUAUUUCAUAGUAAACUUCCUUAAACUGAAUAAAAAAAUAAAAUGACUGUGCCUGCACAUGUCUGAUGCACACUCCCUUGCAAGUCUUGGGACUAGUAUCCUGAUUGGCUGCUUAGUCUCUUUACAAUGGGGUGUGACUAUGGACAUUAUGAGGUAAAAUAUCUUUCUUUUUUACAUAGAGAUGCUCAGGUGAUAUUUUUGAGUCAUCUUUUUACAGCUAUGCUACAUCACUUUCAUGUGCUUCAACAUUUGGGUAUAAUGUCCCUUUAAAGAUAAACUAGCUUCUGCAUUGAAGUUGCUGUUGUCUCACUGGUAAAGUAAGCGGUAACAUUGUAAAAAGAUAUAAAUUGAACUGAUGUAAAUUAGUAUCGUUUUCCAAUUACAAAUGAUAAACUCACUGCUACUUUUAUAUCACACCUUUAUAACCUCACAUAAAAUAGUGUCAUUUUCUUCUUGACAGAAACAGCUCAUAAACCAGAUGUUAAAGCUGCAUUCUUUACUGCUUUAAAGCCGAAAUACAUUUUAUUUCAAUAACGCGUUUCACCUAUGUUUAAAUAAUGAGAGAAGUGAAGCACAAUCGAUAGCGCAGGGUCUAUUUCAAUGUAUAAAUUAAAUAUUUAACUUCACUGAAUAUUGCCAUCAAAAUCAGAUGAUAUUAAUAAAAACGCUUUAUGCUCAUAUACAUCAUAUAUUAUUUUACAAGAUGAUUUAUAUGUAAUUGUGAAAUGAAAGGAAGAGAGGCCUUAUUACUUGUACACAUAGUGCAUUUUAAAUACAGGAUAAUUAAGCCAUAUUUAAAAGGGGCAUCACUGAUAUCUUUAAAUUGCUGCAUCUAAAGGGCAUUUUAUACAUUAAGGUUUAUUCAUUUUGCAAGUUAAGUUUUCCUGUCUUGUAUAAAGCUGUGUUUGUGUUUAUGAGUGUGCAAGUUUGUCUCUGUGUAGGGCGGUAAAGAGCAGCACUUAUCCGUUAUUGAGAAAUACAGUAUAUCGCUAGGGGUCAGUUGCGCACAAACAUUUAUUUCCACAAUUAAGUAGAACUUGCUAAGUCGCUUCUUCUUCAUGAUAGAAAACAUAUGAGUUUAAGUAUUUCAGAUCACAUCAGAGCUUUACAAUGCAGAAUCUGCCUAAAAGCAGACCACAAGUAAGAAUGUGAGUCAUUGUGCACCUCAUUUGCAUGUCUUACCCAGAAUCCUUUGCUGCAUUGGAAACAAUGUAUCUAAAGGUCUUCUGUGGGAAAAAACAAGCCUUCUGAUUUAUCUAGAUUUGUUAAUGGGCUACACAAUGAGCUAUUCUCUCUCUAUAGAAUGUGUGAAAUAUUUUAUUUUACAUGUGUUUUAUUUUACAUUUGUCUGCAUAUAUUUAAAGGGACAGUCUAGUCAAAAUUAAACUUUCAUGAUUAAGAUAGGGCAUGCAAUUUUAAACAACUUUCCAAUUUACUUCUAUUAUCUAAAUUGCUCAAUUCUUUAGAUAUUCUUUGUUGAAGCAAUGCACAUGAGUGAGCCAAUCACACAAGGCCUCUAUGUGCAGCAACCAAUCAGCAGCUACUGAGCAUAUCUAGAUAUGCUUUUCAGCAAGUGAUAUCAAGAGAAUGAAGCAAAUUAGAAAGUUGUUUAAAAUGACAUGCUCUUUCUAAAUCACGAAAGAAAAAAAUUGGGUUUCAUGUCCCUUUAAGCCUUAACACUUCAGGUCUCCUAAAGCACUACAUUUUCCAGCUCCUUUAUGUGCUAGCGGGCUACACGUAACUCACCACUUGUAAUAUGAUUGAUAAUAUCGCACCUUGCACUGUUUAUUAAAAGUAUAGAGUGUGCUAUAAUAUGUCUGCCGCGCUAAGAUUCUCUGGUAAAUUUUAGUGCCACAAUAUGGAUAGAGAACCCUUCGCUAUAGAUAUCACUCCACUUGUAAUCUGGGCCGAAAUGUUUAAAAAUAAGAAAAAAAAUAAGUCCAAAUCUAGCUAAAAUGAGCUUUAUUAGACUUCUGGCGCAAUGUGCCACAUUUAGUAGUAAGACAAAGGCUAAUAAAUUUAUACGUAAUGCGUCCAACAGACUCAGAGGUAUUUAGUUCCACAUGUCAGUAAACAAUAAACCUUCAUUUUACUUAUAUAUAAUCUUAUUCUUUAUUGUGAUUUGUUCUUUAUGCUGAAUUUCCAUUUGUCAUUAUUUGCCUGAAUAUAAAUUGUACAACUAAAUAAAUACUUUAUUGAA
Messenger RNA from Bombina bombina (fire-bellied toad), 4576 nucleotides. RefSeq names its product receptor-type tyrosine-protein phosphatase alpha. Bases 38 to 1777 code for a protein of 579 amino acids. Lineage: Eukaryota; Metazoa; Chordata; Amphibia; Anura; Bombinatoridae. Gene Ontology annotation, biological process: protein dephosphorylation. The record is from RefSeq and is a predicted model, not a curated record. The transcript is spliced from 16 exons. Gene Ontology annotation, molecular function: protein tyrosine phosphatase activity.